AUGGCGACACAAGAAACCACCCCCAUUUCCGACGAACGAUUCUGGGUUCCCGAAUACUUCUCUAUCCUCGAGCACCUCUGGAUUUCUAUCCUCAAGCACCUCUUCCGGGGUUCCUUCACGAGAAGGCAGGCCCCGCGCCCGGUAGAAAAGCCUACGCCCCCAACAGCGGCAGCACAGUCGCCUCACGCCCUCGCGAUCAAGUCGACGGAGCGCGACCACGUGAACUUGAAUCAUUUUCUGCUCAGCGCUACGCCCGAGCGGGAAAUCGUGUCCGAACUCUCCUCGAUCCGGAACCUUUUGGAGGCUCACGUGGAGGAACACUACCAUCUUCAGCCGGUCCGGUGCGAUGUGGCCCUUCUCACCAACGCGGUCUCGAACCUUGGUCUGGGGAGGCAGGGGAGUCUGUCUCCGGCGGAGGCUACUUCUCUCGCGCUGAACCCGCAGACGCGCUACGCGACACUUCGCCAUAUCCUCUCCGAGGUCAUCUUCAGCAGUGCAAGCCUCCACGGACAAUGCCCCAUAUCAAUUCUACCUGCCCCCAUGGCCAUGUUCGCUCAGUCCAUCCCGCCUGUCGAAUCAAAAUUGGGCAAUGCGGAGGGCCGCCUCCAGCAGGUUGAACACCUGAAGGCCGUAAUCUUGGAGAUCGCUAAGCUAGGCUAUAUUAUACUAUCACAGCCCUCCGAGUGGGAGUUUAGUCAUAGGGAAGAUCUUCGCGGCCAAGGGACCUUCGUCUUCUCUCCCGGCCUCGCAAAGACCCGCGAUAGGGAAGGGAGAGCAUACCAGCCCCUAAGAACGUCGCGGAUGCCGUUGUAG
Parascedosporium putredinis is the source of this 813-nucleotide messenger RNA. Lineage: Eukaryota; Fungi; Ascomycota; Sordariomycetes; Microascales; Microascaceae. The record is from the annotation of a GenBank genome assembly.